Molecule: messenger RNA, 405 nt
Organism: Aplysia californica (California sea hare)
Lineage: Eukaryota; Metazoa; Mollusca; Gastropoda; Aplysiida; Aplysiidae
Product: sulfotransferase 6B1-like
Exons: 3
Coding region: 1-405 (134 amino acids)
Biological process (GO): sulfation
Cellular component (GO): cytoplasm
Molecular function (GO): sulfotransferase activity
Source: RefSeq, a predicted model, not a curated record
AUGACCAUGUUGCGUCGAGGGGUGCCCAAACUCACGGACAAAACGAAGGCAGAGGCGUUCGUGGACAUAUGUCACCCGAAAAUGUUGGACGCUCUCCCUUCCCCACGCAUCCUGAACUCCCACCUCACCUUCAGCGACCUUCCCACACAAGACCUGCCCAGGGAGAUUAAGCGCAUUGCAAAGUUCCUGGAGAUUGAAGUAGCAGACGAUCUGAUCCAGUCCAUCUGCCAGGCAACUGCGGUGGACACCAUGCGGGAAGCUUUUAAGUCUUUCAUCGUGAGAAAAGGUCAGGUCGGAGACUGGAAGAACUGGUUGACCGAAGCUCAGGACGAGGCCCUUGAUGACGUCGCCAAGGAAACGAUGCCAGGCCUGUCCAUCUACAAGCCACGAUUUACUUUACCUUGA